AAACACCCUCCACUUCCAAUUCUCUCCGAUCUGCUCCAUCGAAACCAUCGGUCCGCGAUGUCGGAUAGCGUAAUGGAUCAAACCGAAUCCCUAAUCCGCAGGCUCGCCCAAACCCUAAACCGCAAAGUCUCCGAGAUCGCUUCCCUCCUCAUCAACCACAAGCACGCUGGAUCGUUUGGAGCUCUCGCUGGAUUCGCCAUCGCCGUGAUCUUCACAUGGAAGUUCAUGCGAUCGCCGCGGGCGAGGCCGAGCAGGAAUCGGCCGAAACGGAGGGUUCCGGAGGCCGAAACGGAGGGUGUGAGAUUGCAAGACUCGAAUUUGAAGGGUUUGGAUGUGGUUGAGCCGCCGAUCAAGCUUAAUCUUGGGCAGAUUGUGAGGAGGAAGCUCAAUGGGGGGAGAAAGAUGACCAUUCAGCUCCUUGGCGUGAUUCUAGAGGAGAGUACUCCUCAGGAGCUUCAGAAACAAGCUACUAUUAGGCCUUCUGUUUUGGAAGUUCUUUUGGAGAUCUCCAAGUUUUUAGUUAAUAGACUUUCUGAUACCAUCAAGAUACUUUGCUUUAACUUCAGUUCAGGAUUUGCAUUCAGGAUGUGUAUCUUUUGUGAAUACAAUAGCAUUCUUCAUUAUCUUAUGUGCAUGAAUCUCAAACUUGGCAAUUGCAACAUUGAAGAUGUUAUUUUGGCAUAUUUUCCUAUUGCAAUUAACGUCUUCAAAAUGCUUUUGAUAUUACACAAUGGAUCUGUUGUAUGCCAGUUCUUUAUCAUCUUUUUUCUUUUCUUGCUUCAGUUCUUUGCAUAUUAUUUGGAUCCAUCAGAAUUGUCUGCUUUAGUGGCUCUCAUAUGCAACGUGAAAUUCUCAUGCUUGCAGGAGAGGGUUCUCUCAGCUUUGGAUGGUGCUGGACUAUUCCUCAGCUGCAGCCUGACCAAGGACAAGGUUCUCUUUUGUAGCACUGACGUAGGAAGAACGUCAUUUGUUCGACAGUUGGAGCCAGAUUGGCAUGUGGACUCAAAUCUUGAAAUAGUUUCUCAAUUAGCUCGGUUUAUCAGAUGCCAACUUCAUAUCUCGGAGCUUGAGUUGGGACAAAUUGCAUCCAACGUUUUCACUUCAAAAAGCUUGGAGCAGUACUUCGCAUGUUUAUGAGAAAGAAAAUGAGUAAUUGAGUACACAAAACUGUAGUUGGAUUUCUAUUUCUUCUCUCACGAAAAUAUUCACUACACAAACUAUACUGAUGGUAACAUCUCCUUAAGAACUACAGAUGAGCUGUAUUUCGCUGGAAUUUAUGGAAUUUUUUUUAUUUGUAGAUAGUACUGAAUUCUCUCUCCCGUUUUCUUUUUCAUGUUUCUGUUCAAUGUUACUGAGUUUGCUAA
This is a messenger RNA of Asparagus officinalis (garden asparagus), 1364 nucleotides long. RefSeq names its product peroxisome biogenesis protein 22-like. Lineage: Eukaryota; Viridiplantae; Streptophyta; Magnoliopsida; Asparagales; Asparagaceae. Gene Ontology annotation, biological process: peroxisome organization. The transcript has 10 exons. The record is from RefSeq and is a predicted model, not a curated record. Bases 58 to 1137 code for a protein of 359 amino acids.